This is a messenger RNA of Perca flavescens (yellow perch), 963 nucleotides long. RefSeq names its product long neurotoxin LNTX28-like. NCBI's taxonomy places the organism in Eukaryota, Metazoa, Chordata, Actinopteri, Perciformes, Percidae. Bases 70 to 468 code for a protein of 132 amino acids. The transcript has 3 exons. The record is from RefSeq and is a predicted model, not a curated record.
CCGAUCACCUGGGUGGAAGGAUUCUUUUUGUCUUUGAGUAGAAACCAAGAACCAAACCAACACAUCAAGAUGGGAAAGAUCCUAUUUGGAAUCAUUGCAGCUGUUGCAUCUUUUAUGCUGGUUGAAUCCCUGACCUGCAACCAGUGCAAGUAUGGUCUGCUGGGCUUCUGCUUUAACAACAAUCAAGUGACCUGCUCAACCAACACCAGUGUCUGCUUUACUGGAAAAGCAACUUUCACCUCACUCACUUCUGUGGGCUUCAACACCCAGGGGUGCCAGGAGCCUGCUGGCUGCAACACCACCACCAACGGCACCCUGCUGAAUGUUCCAUACACGAUCACAGUCAACUGUUGCUCAUCAAACAACUGCAACCCUGUCCAGGUCAGCGGCGCCCCAUCGACCAAGAUGACCCUCACCGCCGCCGUUGGUGUAGCCGCCCUGGCCUCCAUGUGGGGCAGCAUUCUGUGAUACGCCUAACGCAAAAUCACAGAAACAGCAGCGGACUGCUGCAGUCAGAUGCACCUCAAAUCCAUUUGUACUGGAAUACACUAUAUUUUAACCAUACCACAAGGCCAAGAGCACUAUCUGAAAUAAACUCUUUAGACUUUAUGAGCUUAUAAGCAGGAUCCAAAAUUAGCACCAUCUACCGGCCAAAUGCUGGUAAAAUAUGCAAGUGGCUGGUGGAUUUGCUUCACUCACCAGCCAAAAAACAGUGGUGAUCUAUUGAAUGGGUGAUAAAAUUUGAACAUUCACUAGCCAUUUGGCUGGUGGACAAAAAAAUAAAUGUUGGACCCUGCUUAUAAGUAUGAUUAUUUAUAUGUUCAUAUGCUGUGACACUCUUUUUUUCAUAACUUAGGUCUUGUCAUGUCAGGGUUAAAUUUUAAUGACAGAUUAUAUAAAAUCUCCAAACUAAGGUAUCCACUUCAUGGAAGUUGAUCAAUGGGAUGUUUCAGGGAAACAUUG